AUGUGCUGCAUCAAGUGGAUGCUGAUAAGCGGUCCGUGGCGUCUGACUGUGUGGGCAGACGAAUUCACCACGGUCUUCGUGGAACCUUUCCACCCAAAGCUGGCAGAAUGCACAAUCCGCUGCAUUCUUCCCUUCUUCCCCAAGCCCCGUCCGACUUGCGAGUUUUUCACCUACUUUUUCCUUAUGUGGCCUCUUGAGUAUUACCGCAAAUUUACAGGUCGUGACAGACUGGCAGCGGUAAAACUCUUCAAGAAUGCUGUCUGCUUCAUCUGCGAGGUAACUGACAUGUUUGAUCCUGCCGACGCGGAGACACUCUUCAAUGUGCCCGAAUGGAAGUACUACAUGAUAAAGGGCACUUGGCCUUGGGAAGAGGACGAGGAGGAAUCUGAUGAUGACGAGGAUUAA
Echinococcus granulosus is the source of this 405-nucleotide messenger RNA. RefSeq lists its product as hypothetical. Bases 1 to 405 code for a protein of 134 amino acids. The record is from RefSeq and is a predicted model, not a curated record. The transcript has a single exon. Lineage: Eukaryota; Metazoa; Platyhelminthes; Cestoda; Cyclophyllidea; Taeniidae.